UUUAAGGUGCUUAUUUGUUUCAGUUGUUGGAGAGAAGACGCCAGGUCAGGUAGUUAAGCUCGUAGCUUAGUAGAAUUGUGGUGUAUUGGUUGCGGAUAAACGAGAGUGCCUACAAUCUACUUUUUCUAAUCGGUUUUGAGUUUUAUUGCGAGAUUACCAGAAAGCAAUCAUACAUGGCACAGUUAAGACCGUUGAUUCCGAAGCUACAAGAGCGUGCAAUCUCGGAGCUGAAUGAGGUGCCAGAACGUCUUCAGGAUGACAUUCAAGCUCUAAGGGACUGGAUUGAGAAGCAACCACAUCUGCGAUCGAGAACCUCAGAUCAAUUUUUGGUUGCAUUUCUGAGAGGAUGCAAGUUCAACACGGAGAAGGCCAAACACAAACUGGACAAGUACUACACUCUUCAAGCUGGAAUACCUGAAGUCUUUAAUAAUCGCUUCGUCGAUGACCAAAUUUUGUUGGAUAUCAUUAGAAUGGGAGUGAUGUUGAGACUCCCACGUCUUGAAGGCGAUGAAGGACCUUGCAUCAAUUUAGUUCGUACCACAAUCUACGACACUGAUAAAUAUAAGUUUGCCGACGUUAUCCGACUUGGUGUCAUGUUCGGGGAGAUUGUGAUGCUCGAAGACGACAAUGCAGUCAUUAACGGCUAUGUGGAGGUAAUGGACAUGCAAGACGUCGGAGCAAAUCACCUUUUCCAACUGCAUCCAAGUUUGUUGCGAAAACUCUCUGUUUUUGCCGACGAAGCAAGCCCGAUGAGACAAAGAGGUACUCAUUUCAUCAACGUUCCACCGCCAUUUGAAGCUGGAUUUAGGGGAAUCAAAUCUUUCUUCCCAGAAAAGGCUACUAAGAGGAUUCAUUUGCACGCCACAGGAACUGAAACACUACACGAACACAUUCCCAAAAAGUAUCUUCCCGUCGAAUAUGGUGGAGAAAAUGGAAGUAUUCCCGAAAUCAUAGCCUCAAUGGAAAAGCUAUUCUUCAGUUAUCGGGAUUAUUUCAAAGAGAAUGUCAAUUUCGGAGUAUCGGAGGAGUUGCGAAAGUCAGAAAAAGCAAUCGAUUAUAAUAGUAUUUUCGGUAUCGACGGAUCAUUUAAAAAAUUAACUAUCGAUUAAUGUAAUUAAUGGACAAAAGAAACAAGAUUAAUUUUCAAGAACAUCAAUAAAACAAAAAUACAAUACUGA
This is a messenger RNA of Eupeodes corollae, 1178 nucleotides long. Its product is annotated as alpha-tocopherol transfer protein-like. Gene Ontology annotation, cellular component: membrane. The record is from RefSeq and is a predicted model, not a curated record. Lineage: Eukaryota; Metazoa; Arthropoda; Insecta; Diptera; Syrphidae. Gene Ontology annotation, molecular function: phosphatidylinositol bisphosphate binding. Bases 174 to 1109 code for a protein of 311 amino acids. The transcript is spliced from 3 exons.